Messenger RNA from Papaver somniferum (opium poppy), 1798 nucleotides. Its product is annotated as probable amidase At4g34880. Lineage: Eukaryota; Viridiplantae; Streptophyta; Magnoliopsida; Ranunculales; Papaveraceae. The record is from RefSeq and is a predicted model, not a curated record. The transcript has 5 exons. Bases 1 to 1599 code for a protein of 532 amino acids.
AUGGCCAUUCCUUUUCCUCAGUUCCGGCCGAUCACUUCAACCACUGCACCGUUCCCUUUAUUUCUACUAACAAAGCUAUUGUUAUUGAUCAAUAUCUGUGCUAGCAUAUUCAUCGUUAACUGCCAUAGUACUUUCACCAUCAAAGAAGCCAGUAUCGAAGGUAUCCAACUAGCCUUCAGGAGUAAAACCUUGACGUCUAGGCAACUCGUGGAAUUAUACAUAAAGGAGAUUCAAACCCUCAAACAUCUCAGAGCAGUUAUUGAGGUGAAUCCAGACGUGCUAGAUCAAGCUGACAAGGCCGAUUCUGAAAGGAAGAUGCCCAGCUUCGUUGAGCCACUCGGAGGACUUCACGGAAUUCCAAUCCUUCUCAAGGACAAUAUAGCAACCAAAGACAAACUUAACACUACCGCUGGAUCAUUUGCACUAUUGCAUUCUGUGGUCCCACGUGAUGCAGGGGUGGUGGCAAAGUUGAGACAAUCUGGAGCGAUCAUCAUGGGGAAGGCAAGCCUUAGCGAGUGGGCAAAUUUCCGGGGUACCAAUAUUCCCCCAGGAUGGUGCGCAAGAAGCGGACAAGGCUUGAAUCCGUAUACAUUAGGGGAUCCAUGUGGUUCUAGCAGUGGAUCAGCUAUAUCAGUUGCUACUAAUAUGGUGACAGUGUCUUUGGGAACAGAAACUACUGGAUCAAUCAUUUGCCCAGCCAGUUUUAAUGCGAUUGUGGGAAUCAAACCUACAGUUGGACUCACUAGUCGAGCUGGAGUUAUUCCCAUCUCACCAAGACAGGAUUCAGUAGGACCAAUGGGCAGAACAGUAUCGGAUGCUGUAUACGUAUUGAAUUCAAUUGUAGGCAUUGAUACGAAUGAUGCAGCAAUAUCUUCAGCAGCAAAUUUCAUACCUAAAGAUGGCUACAUUCAAUUUCUGAAGAAGGAUGGUCUUCAAGGAAAAAGAUUAGGAAUAGUGAGGUACUUCUUCAUCAAUGUAACUCUUCCCCAAGUCUUUGAGGGUCACAUCGAGACGCUGAGACAUGCAGGUGCAGUUAUAGUGGACAAUCUGGAAAUCCGCAAUAUCGAAAUUAUUUACGAUCCAUAUCAAAGUGGUAGAGAACCCGCACUGAGGUCCGAGUUCAAGCAGUCUCUGAAUGUCUACUUGAAAGAACUAAUUACUUCUCCCGUGAGGUCGUUAGCUGAUGUAAUCGCCUUCAAUAAGAAUAACCCAUGCUUGGAAAAGACUUGUGUCUAUAAUCAAGAUAGGAUGAUAGAGUCUGAGAAGACCAGCGGAUCAGAGGCAGAGAGACAGGGAGCACUAUUAAAUUUGGCGAAGCUUGAUAAUGAAGGGUUUAAGAGUUUGAUGAUUACAAAUAACUUGGAUGCGGUUGUCACUCCAGGAUAUCUUUUUGCUACUGUACUUGCAAUAGGAGGACACCCUGGAAUUACUGUUCCAGCAGGGUAUGAGAAAGAUGGAACGCCUAUUGGAAUAUGUUUCGGUGGAUUAAGAGGUUCAGAACCAAAGCUAAUUGAAAUUGCUUAUGCGUUCGAGCAGAUUACAUUGAUUAGAAAACCGCCUCCUUUUCCCACUGCAUCAGUGUUGUAUAACAUGGUCUAAGCAGUGGGUUUUUCUCCUCAGCAGUGGAGAUACAAUUACUUAAGAGAUCAAACACACAACUUAAUUCCACAACUUUUUAAAAUGCAAUAGUAUACAUAAAUCAUACAACUCCGUUCACUGAAGACUGCAAGAAUUUACCUACACCGUCAGAACCAGGCGGCAGACGUACGGUAUAGCUAUGGGAUUGCUUAAGAUUUGA